AUGAUAAAAACACGUAUAGAGGAAGUUCAGUUACAAUUCCUCACAGGAAACACAGAACUUACGCAUUUAAAAGUCUCCAAUGAUCAACUUAUAGUAACGACACAACGGACAGUUUACAAAAUAAAUUUACAAGAUCCAGCUAUCGUCAAUCACUUUGACUGCCCAUUAAGUAAGGAACUAGAAUCUAUAAUGAAUGUCUACGUUUCACCGAUGGGUAGUAUCAUUUUUAUUCGAACCAACUUUGGUCGGUAUAUGUUGUUAAAGGAUGGCGAAUUCACUCAACUAAACAAAAUCAAAAAUCUCGAUCUUAGCUCGUUACAUUGGAUCAACGAAACCACCUUCUUGAUGGGGAUCAAGAAGACGGCCAAGCUGUACCGAGUCGAGUGGACGGGAAAGGAUAUAAUCACGAAGCUGUGGUAUGAAAACAAGAAACUCUCUGGUGGAAUUGAUGGCGUUGCGUAUUGGGAAGGUUCUCUGCUAUUAACUGUGAAAGACAAUAUCUUAUACUGGAGAGACGUAACGAAUAUGAAAUUUCCUUUAGUAUUACCGGAUGAAUCUGAGCAAUUUGAAAGGUUAAAACAUCACGCUAUAAAGAAAUUUGAUUCGUAUAAUGGGCUCUUCGCUUGGGUCACAUCCAGUGGCAUUGUCUUUGGCGACUUAAAAGAAAGGCAAAUGGAAAAAGAACCUGAUUCUUCUAAUAACCUUGGAAAAUUCUUAUCGUCAUCGAAAGUUCUACUUAAUUUCGAGCUACCUGAUUAUCAGAAUGAUAAGGAUCACCUUAUUAAGGAUAUAGUUUUGACUGCUUUCCACAUUCUGCUUUUGAGAAAAGACACGGUUACGAUGGUGAGUCAACUAAAUAACGACAUAGUGUUUCAUGAAGCUAUACCGAGACAUCAGUUUACUAACUCCGACACUGAUAGCAAUGAAAAAUUUCUGGGCCUAGUAAGAGAUCCGGUGAAAGAAACGUUCUGGUGUUUCUCCAACAUAAAUGUUUUUGAACUAAUCAUCGAGAAUGAAUCUAGUUCGGUAUGGAAUUUGUUAGUUCAAGAUAAUAAAUUCGACAAAGCCCUUUCAUUGAAAGGGCUAACAGUGAGGGAAAUGGAAACUAUAAAAUUCUCGAAAGCAAUGUACCUGUUUCAUACUGCUAAGGAUUUUCAUUCAGCUGCUCAGACCUUGGGAAGCAUUAAAGACCUGUCACAUUUCGGCGAAAUCGCAUUAGAUUUUCUCCAAAUAAAAGAUUACAAUGACUUGAAUGUGAUAUUGAUAAAACAGUUAGAUAAUGUUCCCUGGAAAUCAACCCAAGUUGUUUUGUCAAGUUGGAUUGUUUGGAAUUUCAUGAAGCAAUUGAAUGACAUUGAAUUAAAGAUAAACACAAUUAAGCCAGCCUCCGCUGAUGAGGACAGUUUACUGAAUUGGAAUCUGAACCUCAAGGAGAAAUCGAAUGAACUAACAAAGUUUUUGGAAAGCCAUUUAGAAACGCUCGAUAAUGAAACCGUUUAUCAGAUAAUGUCUAAACAAAAUCGGCAAAAUGAAUUACUAAUUUUUGCUAAGUUAAUUAACGAUAUGAAAUUUUUAUUAUCAUUUUGGAUUGACCAAGGCAAUUGGUAUGAGUCCUUGAAAAUUUUGCUGACAAUAAAUGAUCAUGAUCUAGUUUAUAAAUACUCUUUGAUUCUCUUAUUGAACUCGCCAGAGGCUACUGUGUCAACGUGGAUGAAAAUCAAAGAUUUAGAUCCAAACAAAUUAAUUCCAACAAUUCUAAAAUCUUUCACAAAUUGGCAAAAUAACUCCAAACUGAUUACUAACUUAUCAGAAUAUCCUGAAAAUUACUCACUGACAUAUUUGAAGUGGUGCGUUAAGGAAGUCCCGAAAAUGUGUAAUCCAAUAAUAUACAAUUCGAUCCUUUACAUGAUGAUUACCGAUCCAAAAGGCGAUAUGAUACUAGAAAAUGAUAUAAUUAAAUUCAUGAGAUCAAAUGAAAACAGAUUUGAUCUAAAUUUCCAACUGCGAUUAUCUUUAAAAUUCAAGAAAACAAAAGCAUCCAUUUUUCUUUUAACACGUUUAAACCUAUUCGAGGAUGCUAUUGACUUAGCAUUAGAAAACAAUUUGAUCGAUGAUUGUAAAAUAAUUGUGAAUGAUGAGGUUCUUAUAGAGGAUUAUAAACUAAGAAAAAGAUUAUGGUUGAAAAUUGCAAAAUACUUAUUACUUUCAAUGAAAGACAUAGAUAUAAAGCAAUUAAUUCGAACAAUUUUAAAUGAUUCCAAUGAAGUUUUAACAAUUAAAGACCUUUUGCCGUUUUUCAACGAGUAUACUACGAUCGCUAACUUGAAAGAAGAAUUGAUUAAGUUUUUAGAGAAUCACAAUAUGAAAAUGAACGAGAUUUCGGAAGACAUAAUAAAUUCUAAGAAUUUGAAGGUGGAAAUAAAUACAGAAAUUUCCAAAUUUAAUGAGAUCUACAGGAUUUUAGAACCAGGUAAAUCUUGUGAUGAGUGCGGUGGAUUUUUACAGAUCAAAAAGUUCAUUGUUUUCCCCUGUGGCCACUGUUUUCACUGGAACUGUUUAAUCAGGGUAAUAUUAAAUUCAAAUGAUUAUAACUUAAGACAGAAGACGGAAAAAUUCCUAAAGGCCAAAAACAAACAUAAUUUGAACGAUUUAGAGACUAUCAUUGUGGAGAAAUGUGGAUUAUGCAGUGAUAUCAACAUCAACAAAAUUGAUCAGCCAAUUUCUAUGGAUGAAACAGAGUUAGCUAAAUGGAAUGAAUAG
This is a messenger RNA of Saccharomyces paradoxus, 2760 nucleotides long. RefSeq names its product tethering complex subunit PEP3 (gene PEP3). Gene Ontology annotation, cellular component: HOPS complex; endosome. The transcript has a single exon. Gene Ontology annotation, biological process: endosome organization; intracellular protein transport; organelle fusion. Lineage: Eukaryota; Fungi; Ascomycota; Saccharomycetes; Saccharomycetales; Saccharomycetaceae. Gene Ontology annotation, molecular function: protein-macromolecule adaptor activity. The record is from RefSeq and is a predicted model, not a curated record. The coding region runs from base 1 to 2760 and encodes 919 amino acids.